CACUUGUCAUCCAACUCCCUCGUGACAUUCCAAACACAAACCAACGUACACUCCACAAGCUAGCCACACUACCGAUCAGGAUCAGGAACCAAAGUUCUUUUUUGUCGACAUGGACGGCACCAUGACGAUCAGUGCCCGGAAGCCGCGGGUGAUGCUCUACUCGUCCCCGCUCAUUGGGCAUCUCGUCUCCAUGAUCGAGCUCGCCAAGCUCUUCGCUGCUCGCGGACUAUCCGUCACGGUCGUCCUCAUGGACCCGCCGUACGACACCGGCGCCACGGGCCCCUUCCUCGCCGGCGUCUCCGCGGCCAACCCCUCCAUCACUUUCCACCGUCUACCCAAGGUCAAGCUCCUCGACUCCGACCACUCCAUGAUGCCAGCCUUAGCGGUCGCCCGCCUCUCCAACCCGCACCUACACGACUUCCUCGCCGGCGCCUCCCCGGAGGUCCUCGUGUUGGACCUCUUCUGCAGCGCCGCCAUGGACGUGGCCAAGGAGCUCGGCAUACCCGCCUACUUCUUCAACACCUCCGGCGCCCAGAUCCUGGCUUUCUUUCUCCACCUCCGGGUUCUGCAUGGUAAAAGCACGAGGAGCUUCCGGGAAAUGGGCCAAGAACUCGUGCACGUCCCAGGGAUCACCUCCUUCCCGGCGACGCACUCCAUCCAGCCGCUCAUGGAUCGCGACGGCGCGACCUACAAUGCGUUACUAAACGUGAGCCUCAACCUGUUCCGAUCACAGGGCAUCAUCGUCAACACCUUCCGCUCGCUGGAGCCCCGCGCCAUGGACACCAUCCUCGCCGGGCUCUCCGCCCCAGCCGGCCUCUCGACGCCACCGGUCUACUGCAUCGGGCCACUGAUCAAGUCGGAGGAGGUGGGCGUGAAGCGCGGCCACGAGUGCCUCGCGUGGCUGGACGCACAGCCCAAGGCCAGCGUGGUGUUCCUGUGCUUUGGCAGUCUAGGCCGGUUCAGCGCCAGGCAGACAAUGGAGGUGGCCACUGGACUGGAGGCCAGUGGACAGAGGUUCCUCUGGGUCGUCCGUAGCCCGCCAGGCGGCGACGACACGACGACGACGACGACAGAGCCGGACCUGGAUAUGCUGCUUCCACAAGGCUUCCUCGACCGAACCAAGGGCAGGGGCCUCGUCGUGAAGUCAUGGGCACCACAGGGUGACGUGCUAGCACACCAUGCCGUGGGUUGCUUCGUGACGCACUGCGGGUGGAACUCUGUGCUCGAGUCUAUCAUGGUUGGCGUGCCAAUGGUGGCGUGGCCGUUAUACGCGGAGCAGAGGCUGAAUGCGGUGUUCCUCGAGAAGGAGAUGGAGCUGGCCGUCACAAUGAAAGGGUAUGACAAGGAGGUGGUGGAGGCCGAGGAGGUUGCCAAGAAGGUGAGGUGGAUGAUGGAUUCGGAAGGCGGGAGGGUGCUCCGGGAACGGACUCUAGCGGUGAUGCGGCGGGCGAAAGAGGCUCUGCUCGAGGGUGGAGAAUCUGAGGCGACGUUGGCGGGGCUUGUGGAUGCGUGGAUUCAUGCUUGAUGUGUGCAGCAUCAUUUAUAAUUAAUUCAUCGUGGAAAUAAGGAGUGAGCCUUAUGUCUUUAAGGUGUGAUUUUAGUUUCUUCAAUUCUGUAAUAUGCAAUAAUAGAGAAAUUUUUCAUACAUGCCACUCCAAGC
Molecule: messenger RNA, 1660 nt
Organism: Hordeum vulgare subsp. vulgare (domesticated barley)
Lineage: Eukaryota; Viridiplantae; Streptophyta; Magnoliopsida; Poales; Poaceae
Product: UDP-glycosyltransferase 88B1-like
Exons: 1
Coding region: 110-1525 (471 amino acids)
Molecular function (GO): UDP-glycosyltransferase activity
Source: RefSeq, a predicted model, not a curated record